AUGACCUGUGGGAUUAUUGCAGCUGCGCGCGACGCGAUGCUGAUUAACAUCAUCUGUGUGCUGUUCGUGUUGGAUGUGAGCGUGUGCGACUCGGAGCUCGGGCCUCCCGGCUGGAGGGAACCUCUGGACUGCGUCAGAGCCUCAGAACUCUGCAACCAGAACAGCCAGUGCAGCUCCCGGUACCGGAUCAUGCGUCAGUGCCUGUCGGGCGGCGACAAGGAGCGCAGCGCCAUGCUGGCCUCCCGGGAGUGUCAGGGGGCGCUGGAGGUGCUGCAGGACUCGCCGCUCUACGACUGCCGCUGCAAGAGGGCCAUGAAGAAGGAGCUGCAGUGUCUGCAGAACUACUGGAGCAUCCACAUGGGCCUGACCGAGGGGGAAGAGUUCUACGAGACGUCUCCGUACGAGCCGAUCCAUUUCUCCGAGGAGUUCAGGCAUGCCUCCAUUAUCUCAGUGGAAGCCCCUCCAGGAGCCUCCCUGGCCGUCCAGGCUUCUCCGGUCCUCCUGAAGCUGCUGGACCUGGCCGAGCUGGAGGCAGGCAGCAGAGCUGGCCUUAAACAGGGAAUGUUUUCAUCUGAUCUGGCAGCUCCUGGUGUGCAGACGGCCCUUCGUCAGUUCUUCGAGCGGGUCUCCUGGGAGCUCAGCUACCCGCUGCUGUUCUGCUCCUGCCCGGACCAGGCCUGUGCCGAGCGGCGCCGCCGGACCAUCGUCCCGUCCUGCAGCCACCAGGAGCGCCACAAGCCGUCCUGCCUGGAGCUGAGGCGCACCUGUCGCUCCGACGCCCUCUGCAGGUGACGGCUCGCUGAUGGAUACAUGAACUGCCAGAUGACGCCCCACACCGUCACCAGCUGUCCUCAUGACAACUUCCACGGCUGCCUCAUGUCCUACGUGGGCCUGAUCGGCUCCGACGUGACGCCCAACUACAGCGACAGCAGCCCGUCCAACAUCACCAUCGGCCUGUGGUGCAGCUGCAGGGGAACCGGAGCGCAGGAGGCCGAGUGCGACGCCUUCCACCGAGACUUCACCCACAACUCCUGCCUCAAGAACGCCAUCCAGUCGUUCGGUUACGGCUCAGAAGGAGGAACCCUGCUGGUCACCGAGCCGUCGUCCACCUUCCUGCCUCCCGCCCAGCCGCCAAUCAUCUCCAAGCCCGCCCCCUCUCUCCAUGGAAACGCCGUCAAGCCGCUGGACAGCAGCGCCUGCAUGUUCUCCACCUGCGCCAACCUGCAGGAUGGAGGCCAGAAGUGCGUCUCCUCUGAUGACUUCGAGUGUGAGGAGGUGAGCAGCUCUAACUCUUAA
Messenger RNA from Stegastes partitus (bicolor damselfish), 1296 nucleotides. RefSeq names its product GDNF family receptor alpha-2-like. Gene Ontology annotation, biological process: nervous system development. Gene Ontology annotation, molecular function: signaling receptor activity. The record is from RefSeq and is a predicted model, not a curated record. NCBI's taxonomy places the organism in Eukaryota, Metazoa, Chordata, Actinopteri, Pomacentridae. The transcript is spliced from 10 exons. Gene Ontology annotation, cellular component: external side of plasma membrane; signaling receptor complex.